AUGCCUAAUAAGCAGAAAAGAGGUCUUACAGAUGAAGAAAUUAAAAAAUUGUUGCAGGAGCUAUCUGAAAAUGAGUCUGACGGAGAUGAAAUUUCUAAUUUUUCUGUAGAAACUGAAGAUGAAUUCCAGACACAAACUAUUAGUGAAUCCGAGGACAGCGAAGUAAACGAAAAAGAACUCGUCAGAAAUAAACGGGCAAAAAUGGAUCAGGUCCGCGGCCGUGUUCCUGCUUAUAACGUUCUAAACGAAACAGCAGGACCAAUUUUUUUUGCAAAGAGUCGUGUUUCUGAGGACAAAGUGUCUAGUGUUUUCAAGCUUUUCAUUGAUGAUGAUAUCUUGCUACAAAUAAAGAAAUGUAUAGAAUCCGAAGCUCACUGGCAACUUGGAAAUAAAGACUGGAAGUUACCUCUGGCUAAGUUAGAUGCUUUUGUCGCUAUAUUGUAUGUUCGAGGAGUAAUAGGAGCAAAGGGCUUAGAUUUAUAUUCUUUGUGGUCCGAAGCAUAG
Messenger RNA from Stegodyphus dumicola, 504 nucleotides. RefSeq lists its product as uncharacterized. NCBI's taxonomy places the organism in Eukaryota, Metazoa, Arthropoda, Arachnida, Araneae, Eresidae. The record is from RefSeq and is a predicted model, not a curated record.